AUGUACCGACUGGCAACUAGGACAUGGUUGGCGAUAGUGAUUGUACUAUAUGCGACAAGCUUCUUCUUCGGCACCGCUUCCGCCAGUCUCAUGGGCGGCACCUGUCCAGGCAGAAUGGGUAAUCGUGAGAUGUACACAAAAGUUGAUCGUGUUUGUGAGGACUGUGCUAAUAUCUUCCGAUUGCCAGUGUUGGAAGGCUUGUGUAGAGAUCGGUGCUUCUACAACGAAUGGUUUCUGCUUUGUCUGAAGGCUGCCAACAGGGAGGACGAGAUCGAAAAUUUCAGAGUAUGGAUCAGCAUCCUGAACGCUUGA
This is a messenger RNA of Penaeus vannamei (Pacific white shrimp), 312 nucleotides long. RefSeq names its product molt-inhibiting hormone. Lineage: Eukaryota; Metazoa; Arthropoda; Malacostraca; Decapoda; Penaeidae. The record is from RefSeq and is a predicted model, not a curated record. Gene Ontology annotation, molecular function: neuropeptide hormone activity. Gene Ontology annotation, biological process: circadian rhythm. Gene Ontology annotation, cellular component: extracellular region.